Molecule: messenger RNA, 2601 nt
Organism: Osmerus eperlanus (European smelt)
Lineage: Eukaryota; Metazoa; Chordata; Actinopteri; Osmeriformes; Osmeridae
Gene: snx8a
Product: sorting nexin 8a
Exons: 13
Coding region: 51-1613 (520 amino acids)
Biological process (GO): intracellular protein transport; early endosome to Golgi transport
Cellular component (GO): early endosome membrane
Molecular function (GO): phosphatidylinositol binding
Source: RefSeq, a predicted model, not a curated record
UUCAGGAAAUCACAUGGAGGUGCUGUCGUGCUCACAUGACAAUCUGAACUAUGGCAGGCGAGAUCAAUGAAGGAUCAGUCCCUCCGUACUACAGGGAGGUGUAUGAGGCUAUUUGCUGUAAAACAGACGAGCGAGUGCAGUCUGAGGUGUUCCAACGGUUGCUGAACAGGACAGAGUUACCCAAAGCUGUGCUUGCCCAGAUUGCUGAACGUAUUGAAUACACUGAAGGAUUCAUAAACAAGUUGUCCCUGUAUAAAGCUCUGGCACUGAUUGCUCUUGCUCAGCAAGGAAAGCAACCUAGCCUGAAACUCCUGGAGAAUUGCAUUCAAGAGCUGCCAAAGCCCCAGCUUGGAGAGCCGAAAGACUUGCAGACGUUGAGGAUGCAGCCAGUUCAGGAGAACCCUCUCACGGUGUUCCAGACCCUGAGCAAGCUGCUGGCCACAGACAGUGUACAGGUGGAGCUCAUCCCUGAGAAGAAGGGUCUAUUUCUUAAACAUGUGGAGUACCAGAUCACCAGCCAGCGUUUCAAGAUAUCAGUUUACCGACGAUACAGUGAUUUCGAUGUCUUCCAUGAGCUUCUGCUUCAGAGGUUUGCCUACAGAAUGGUGCCUGCACUUCCACCUAAAAGAAUGCUCAAAGGAGUCCUAAACUCCAUGUCUGAGCGCGAGUUCAUUGAGGGAAGGCGGCGUGCUCUAUGCCGCUUUAUUAACCUGGUGGCCCGACACCCCUUCUUCUCUGAGGACGAGCUGGUGAAGACCUUCCUCACCUUCAAUGGCUCAGAGGUUCAAUCGAAACUACGUGACGCUUCCAAGAAAAUGGGCGAUGAAUUCAUGACAAAUAGAAUUUCAACCCAGGCAAAGGAGUAUCUUCCCGCGGAUAUUCAGGCCCAGUUUUCAGCAAGCAGAGAGUUGAUCAGAAACAUUCACAACAGCUUUGUCAAGCUCCGUGACAGGGCAGAGAGAAUGGCUGAGCGCUCCAAAGAGAACGCAACAGACCUGCUCAUGUUUGGCAGAGAGCUCAGCACAUUGGGCUCAGACGGCUCACCCAUCCCUUCCAUGGCCUCCUCCCAAAGCACCUGGGGUACCCUGCGUCAGUCUCUGAAAGGCCUGUCUGUGGAGUUUGCUCUGCUCGCUGACAAAGCUGCUCAACAGGGGAGAAGAGAAGAGGAUGAUGUGGUGGAAAAACUCAAUCUGUUUUUGGAUCUACUGCAAUCAUACAGAGACCUGUGCGAGCGCCAUGAGAAGGGAGUGCUGCAUGAGCACCAGAGAGCCCUGCAGAAGUACAGUGUGAUGAAGAGGCAGAUGAUGAGUGCCACAGUGCAGCCCAAGGAGCAAGUGUCUGUGGAGCAGCUUGAGUCACGUAUUGUACAGCAAGAGAAUGCCAUUCAGACCAUGGAGCUUCGCAACUACUUCUCCCUAUUCUGCCUUCAUCAAGAGACCCAGCUUAUCUUCACAUACCUGCCCAUCACGUCGCAUAUCCUGGGGGCUUUUGUGAACUCCCAGGUCCAAGGACACAAAGAGAUGGGUGAGGUGUGGAAUGAUCUCCAGCCAAAGCUUGGAUGUCUUUUUGGAGCAAAUAAUGGAAUUCAAUGUCUUUCUCUAACACCCCAGUAGAGUUAUAAUACUAGUACUCCAAAACAUUUCUUGAAGUAGUUGAUAAUGAAGAUAUCCUUUUUGCUUUGGCUAUCUACACAUACAGUUGUUAAAGCUCUCAAGUAACUGCUAUUUAACAGUUUUUGUAGCAUAUUGUGCCUUAUGAAACUGUUCUUGCAUCAUCACUGGCGUUCCAUUAAAUGGCCUGUCACCACACUAAAUGUAAAGAAGAUGGCUUCUAGGGGCACUUGACAGCACAUGAACGUGCUUUGAUCUUUUGACUUUUGUAAAAGUAUUCAAUAUUGUGGUUGAUAAAUCCACAAGAAAGCUGGUUUUGUCUGUUUAAAUGAUACCUGUAUUUUGUUACUGUAUCUUAUUACUUUGUAAUAGCUCACUGUUAAAUGAGGUAAUUUGUAAUGAACAGUUUUUUUUUUUUACAUAAUUUUGUAAACUAAAGUGUUAAAACAAGAAGAUAAAGGUAAAUGUAGGCUACUUGUAAAUUCAAGUAAUUGAGCUAAUUGAAGAUAUUCAUACUGACAGUGUUUUAUUUUUCUUAUAGAUAAAGCUGUAUGAUAUCAUUUUGUUAUAAGAUAAAUCCUAUUGAAUCAUAACAGGGCAUGCGGUUUCUGAAAUUUACAAGAAUUUCUCAAAUAUAUCUAAACCUUUAUAUUUUUGAUACACAUGCAACGAUAAGAUCUUGCUCUUGUCUAUAGAUCAUUUUCUUUCUUGAGUAUAAGUGUUCUGCACUACAUAAUGCUGACCGUCUGUUAAUUGUGUCUUCACAUUAGGGAUUGCCUGCUUUUGUAAAUGGCGUUGUCUGUCAUGUAUAACCUAAACAAUUAGAAUAAUCUUCAAAUUCCUGGUUGAAACUUAACUGAAUUAUUUCAUAUGUUGUGAUCUCAACUCCAUGCUUGCACCUCGAACACAAGACUAACUACAGGAAUGUAACUAAUGAGCUUGUUUUUUUUAAUGAUUUAUGGCUGUAUUUACACUAUCAAGCAUUGAUUAA